AUGUCCCACCAGCGGGCCGCGGCGUGGCCAGCCGCCGUGGUCGCGUCCGUCUUCGCUGCCUUCAUCCCAUACUCCUCAGGGUUCCAGUUCACGGUCGACUCUAGCACUGUCACACAAUGUGGUCCGACAUUGUUCAACUUUACAGACGGCACGCCUCCGUACUCCAUCACUGCUCAUGGUGUAUUUGGACGCACAGUGGUAGUCAGCGUCCCCCAGAAUGAGACCGAGACUGUCAACGGCUACAAUAUCUGGUCAUGGGACCUACCCUUCGGCACCGGCGCCAACGUCCUCUUCGUCAUGAACGACGCCACUGGGAAUGCGACAGGCGGCGCAUCGCCCCAAUACCAAGUGGCGGCACCAGUGUCAGAUGCUUCUUGCACGCUGGCACCGCCUGGGGGAGAUUUCUGGUUUGAAAUCUUCCCUCCAGGCGACAACCUCACUUCAAAGCCCAUCACAUUCCCAGUGACUGUAUUCGGAGUCGUACCAGCCGGCGAGGUGAUUACGUUCGCGUCGGAGGGCGCUGACCUCUGGGUCGCAAUCCCGGUGGACUGGGAACCGGGCACAAGUAUGGUGUUUGCGCUCAUUGAUGGCACUGGCCGUUCGGGCGGCGUAUCCAACCCACAGAGCGUGGGUGUCCAGUCUGACGUCAAGUGUCCCUCCAACACGACGUUCUGGACGUUGACGUCGGCCCAGUGGCCGCCUACCAGCAGCGCCGAUACGCCAGUGGGCGCGAUUGUCGUCGCUGCUACGCACCCGUCCAAUUACCGUCCAAACGUGGGGCAUGAAGGAGUCACUUCUGCCACAAUAGCAGGGGCAGCCGUCGCUGGCGUCGCUGGUAUCGUGCUCGGCGGCCUGGCAUUCCUCAUGAUCCGCCGCCGCCGCCGUACGACUCGCGAACCGGCUCCAUGGAGCAGCCCCGGCAUCGAGUUCCAAGACGACACUGCAAGCGCUCGCCGACCCCUCAUGGCCAGCGUUGCCACCGACGACGGCUCGAUGGCCAUGACUCCAUUCCCAACCGCGGACUGGGGCGACAUGUAUGCCUGGAGGUCAAGUUCAUCCACGUCCCGUACCAUGAGUGAUACCCUCAGCGACAACAACUUGUACCUCUCGCCAGGCCAGCGCCGGUCGAGUUUCGACCAACGCCAAAGCCCCGACCACCACCCCUUACAGCCACAGCUUACCCGCGACAGCUGCGAGGCGGCGCCGUACGAAUCGCCCGAUUGGCAGCAGCACGGCGGCGACUUGAGGGCGUACACGAAGGCCCAUCUCGCCACUCAUCCGCGUUCCCCGCGAGUCAGGCCUGUCCGGUCUCCACGGCUGCCCAGCUUGCCUGAUCACGAUGACGAUGACGCCCACACCCCCCACUCGCCCCCGGCACCGUCACACAGCGCUGGGUUCUUGCUCCACGAGGAUGCGGGGCGGCUGGAGCGUCACCAGGUGGACGAGUUGCCGCCCACGUACGAUCCCGAGUGGGAUGAGGAGCGCGAGCGAAGUAGGUCGACGGGGACUCCGGAGGCUACUGCAGAAUGA
Molecule: messenger RNA, 1530 nt
Organism: Apiotrichum porosum
Lineage: Eukaryota; Fungi; Basidiomycota; Tremellomycetes; Trichosporonales; Trichosporonaceae
Exons: 8
Coding region: 1-1530 (509 amino acids)
Source: RefSeq, a predicted model, not a curated record